This is a messenger RNA of Toxoplasma gondii ME49, 378 nucleotides long. RefSeq lists its product as hypothetical. The record is from RefSeq and is a predicted model, not a curated record. Bases 1 to 378 code for a protein of 125 amino acids. NCBI's taxonomy places the organism in Eukaryota, Apicomplexa, Conoidasida, Eucoccidiorida, Sarcocystidae. The transcript is spliced from 2 exons.
AUGAAGAGAAUCUGCUUUUUCGUUACUCUUGAGUGUCACUGUUCCACUCCUUUUCCAUCCUGCGAGAGUCCGCGAGCGCAACGGAUUUCCUCUCUCGCCGUCCUAAAGAGCCUUUUGCUUUCUCAACGCGCGGCAGUCAGUUUCUUUUCCUCUGACUGCUCAUAUACGCACAUCGAGGAGAGAGGCACCCCGGUGGUUUCCCUGGUUUUCAGGUGCAAACAAGCUCACCAGAUCACUUUUUUUCGUUGGUUUCAGUUCCCCUCUGCCCGGUCGGCGCGUGGAGUUCGACUCUUUUCUGCAUCCCCCCGAUUUUGUGCAGCUCUCAAGUUUCUUCUGGAACGCGGCGUCGGCGAGAAACAAACUUUCGCCGUUUUCUGA